CUCUUGCAGGCAGCGAUGGGGGACGUGAGACUCGUAUCGGGUUCAGCUCUCUCUAAGGCCUCGGUGACGAUGGACCAAUCCCGCGCCAAGUCCUCACUGCCGCGCGCUGCGCCCGCUUUUACCCUCCCGCCCCGGAACACCCGGGUCACAUUGGGCGGCACAGCCAGGAUCGACGGCAAGGUCCGGGGGAGUCCGGAACCGCGGGUCACGUGGUACAGGAACGGGCAGCCGGUCCAAGAUGGCGGCCGGUGCAGCGCGGAGCAGAGUGCGAGGGGAACGUUCUGCCUCACCAUAAAGGAAGUCGGCGAGGAGGAUGGCGGGAAAUACACCUGCGAAGCGACCAAUGAGGAGGGAGUGCGCCAAGUGACCAUCGAACUGAUUGUGGAAGGUAGCGCGGUGCCGCGGUACGCCUUGCCGUCCAGCUCCCGCAGUCCCGGAAGCCCACUUGGGGUCCCCCAGAUAGAAAACCGCCCCAGUAUUUGGGGUGAGAGCCCCCCGAAGUUUGUUACAAAGCCCAAUCGCAGUGUGGUGACGGCGGGUCAGACCGGACGGUUCUCCUUCAAGGUCACCGGACGCCCCCAGCCGGCUGUCACCUGGCACAAGGACGAUGUUCAGCUGCUGAUCGGAGGGCGAUGGAAGACGUACGACAAGUCCGGGGUGCAUUUCCUGGAGAUUCGGGACGUGUGCGGAGCGGAUGCUGGAAAUUAUAGCGUCACGGUGACGAACAGUUGUGGGCGGAGCUCUGUGUGCGCAGAGCUGGUUGUUCAAGGCGGUGACGAGACUGACGGAACCUCCCCUCCACUAGGGGGCUCUGUGACACACACAGCCAAGCCCCCCAUCGCCUCUAAUGGUAUACUUAAAACGCACAGGGAUGCCAUUCCAGAAAAGGGCAGAAGUACGGAAAGUGCCACCAGGAAACCGGAGCCCAAUGCGGAGCCUAUGAAAGCCAAGUCGAGUUAUGUUUCCAAAGAGGGGUCUUCAGUGUCCUCCACAGCCCAGCCCCCCAGCCUGAAGUCCGAGUCUUCAAGCGCCUUCAUGAGAGGUCCACCAUCUCCAAUAACUGACUCUGCCGGAUCCCGACACAAACAAUCUGAAGAGUCGUCAUCACCGACCACCCAUGCAAAGACGCAAACCACCAGAACAGCCAAAGAGACGCCGUCCAUCGUCUCCCGUUACACCUCAAUGCUGGACCCAAAGGAGAGAUCUCCGGCCCCUUCUAGAGAAACGGAGACCAAACCCCCAGAUGAACCACGUCCUCAGAAUCUUCCUAGUUUAGAUAUAAAGACUAAAUCCCUCGUUGAGACAAAGUUUGGUUCACCAAAAGUGGCCUCAACUCUUGUGUCAAGCUACUCGAGUAGCAUAGAGUCCAAAGUGAGGCCGUCACAGAAGACGCCAGAGGCCCAAAGUCCAUCCUCCAUGGAGACCACCAGUUCUUUGCCUUCCAGGUACGCGAGUUCAGGACACAACAUUGGGAGCUAUUAUACACCGAAUGUUCCUGCGAAAACAAAAGAGACUGCGGGGUGCAAGUCGCCCCCCAAAACGGAGAACCUCUUUCCCCAGAAGUCGGCCCCCAAAACGGAGAACCUCUUUCCCCAGAAGUCAGCCCCCAAAACGGAGAACCUCUUUCCCCAGAAGUCGGCCCCCAAAACGGAGAACCUCUUAACCCAGAAGUCGCCCCCCAAAACGGAGAACCUCUUUCCCCAGAAGUCGGCCCCCAAAACGGAGAACCUCUUAACCCAGAAGUCACCCCCCAAAACGGAGAACUUCUUUCCCCAGAAGUCGGCCCCCAAAACGGAGAACCUCUUUCUCCAGAAGUCGGACCCCAAAACGGAGAACCUCUUUCCCCAGAAGUCGGCCCCCAAAACGGAGAACCUCUUUCUCCAGAAGUCGGACCCCAAAACGGAGAACCUCUUUCCCCAGAAGUCGGCCCCCAAAACGGAGAACCUCUUUCUCCAGAAGUCGGACCCCAAAACGGAGAACCUCUUUCCCCAGAAGUCGCCCCCCAAAACGGAGAACCUCUUUCCCCAGAAGUCGGCUCCCAAAACGGAGAACCUCUUUCCCCAGAAGUCGGCCCCCAAAACGGAGAACAUCUUUCCCCAGAAGUCGGCCCCCAAAACGGAGAACUUCUUUCCCCAGAAGUCGGCUCCCAAAACGGAGAACCUCUUUUUCCAGAAGUCGGCCCCCAAAACGGAGAACCUCUUUCUCCAGAAGUCGGCCCCCAAAACGGAGAACCUCUUUCCCCAGAAGUCGGCCCCCAAAUCGGAGAACCUCUUUCCCCAGAAGUCGGCCUCCAGCAGGCCGGCAGAUAUUUCUUCAACAGAUGGCAUAACGUUGGCAGAUAAGCCUUCAAAGGAGACCUCUGUUCCUCUCAGGACUCCGACAUCGAAAGGAGAGACCACUUUCAUUUCCAUUCAUGACAAAAAAAGCGACAAGACGUUGGUUGAGCCCCCUCUGAAGACCUCAUGUGUGUCCACCAAAGAGACUUUGAGGACCACACAAUACGUCACCCCCAAACUGGAGCCGCCAAAAAAUGGAGCCGGCAGCAUCUGCCAAUCGACGACUAACAUUUUACUGAAAAAAAGCUCCGUCUCUUCCCCAAACCUCAAAUCCGAAUCGCCCUUCGAAAAAACCCACAACGUCGUAUCUGGUUUCCACCACAGAGGGCGAGCCGCUGAGGUCGCCUCCUCCGGCAGUGAUGGGAAGUAUCAGCAGAAAUCGUCCAGCACCAUCACUCUGAAGUCUAUAAAAAUCCUUCCCUCGUCUGAGACCGGCCGUAGCGUCACGGGACAAAAGGAGAACGUGGAGGUCUCCAAAAUUCAGGAGGUGUCUUUUGGUUCUGGGGAUGACCAGAAGGGGGCAGCAGAGACUGACAGUUCUGAAUGUGGAACGGCUCCGAAGUUUGACCUUACGCCAUCGAGCCAGGAGGUGCUGGAAGGCAGCAGUGUCACCUUCCGCUGCAAAGUGUCAGGAGAACCCAAGCCUUGCAUUGAGUGGUAUAAAGAAGGCUCCCGGGUGGAGGAGAAGGAAGGAGUGGAGGUGCGGAGAGGGAGUCGGAUCCACUCCUUAAAUCUGAGGAAAGUUCAGCCCGGGGACGGAGGGACCUACAGCUGUGAGAUAUCCAACCACAAGGGUCACCAGGCUUGUAGCUGGACCCUGACAGUGAAAAGGUCCCAGCCGGAGCAGUUUGCCCCCCGCUUUGAGCAGGUUCUGCAGGGCUGCGCAGUGAUGGAGGGCCAGGACUUCGCUCUGAGCUGCACUGUGCGGGGGGAGCCGCGCCCUGACAUCACAUGGCUGCUGAACGAUCGGCCCAUCCAAUACGCACAUACCACCUACGAGGGCGGGACGGCACGGCUGACUGUACAGGACGCCCUGCCGGAGGACGAGGGGGUGUACACCUGCCGAGCACAGAACAGCGCGGGAUCCGCCUCCUGCAGCACCACGGUGACCGUAUCUGAGAAGAAAUCCUCGGCAGAGCCGGAGGGGUUCAGCGAUGUCGCCCCGAGCGCCAGUUUUGCUCCGAUUUUCGUGAAGGGUCUCCGCGAUCUCCAGGUGAUGGACGGCAGUCAGGUGGUGAUGAGCGUGGAGGUGUCAGCCAACCCGCCGGCGGAGGUCGUCUGGCUUCACAACGGGAUGGAGAUCCAGGAGACGGAGGACUUCCACUUUGAACAGAGUGGGAACACCUACAGCCUCUACAUCCAAGAAGUGUUCCCGGAGGACACGGGGUCCUACACCUGCCAAGCCUGGAACCUCCUGGGACUGGCCAAGACGGAGGCGGGGCUCACUGUGCAAGAACCGCAGGAAGGAACGCAGCCGUGGUUUAUCAGCAAACCCCAAGCCCUGACCUUGUCCCCGGGUCAGAACGCGCUGAUCACCUGCGCCAUCGCCGGAGACCCCUUCCCCGAGGUGCAGUGGCUGAAGGACGGCCGCAUGCUGGUGGACUGCAAUGUCCUGAAGAAUGAAGACGUCUUCACGCUGAUCCUGAGGAACGUCACCGACAGAGACGCCGGGGUCUAUACAAUCAAUCUCAAGAACGCGGUGGGCGAAUGCGGCUGCCAGGUGCCUCUGAUGCUGCGGGAGAGCUCGGCGGGGUCGCAGUUUGGAGAGCACGGGGAGCAGCUGGGAUUUGCAGAGAGGGAUGGAGAUGUAGAUGCGCUUAGAGGGGUCACCCAAAGAGACGACCAAGAAGAGACCAUCCGCGGCGUGCUGAAGAGAAGAGUGGAGGUGAAGGAGCGCACCGAGGACAGACUCCGACAGCAAGAGGCAGAGCAAGUGGACUUCCGACGGGUUUUGGGAAGAAAGGUCAGCACCAGGAGCCUUUCAGAAGAGGACCUCAAGGAGGUAUCGGCCGACCAGAUGGACUUCAGAGCUAACCUUAAAGGGCAGGUCAAGCCCAAAGCCCCGGAGGAUGACAAAAAGCUCAACACCCCCCAGCAGGUGGAUUUUCGCUCCGUCUUGGGGAAAAAGGGCUCUACGCCAAAGACCCCCGUGGUAGAAAAGACCCCGGUCAAAGCGUCCACCCCGGACUUCAGGUCUCUUCUGGGCAGCAAGAAGAAAGGGCCCACUGAGAAUGGCAGUGCCAACAGCACCGAGCCUCAUGAGAACGCCAAGCCGUUUGGAGAUAGGCUAAAGUCAGUUGCCAAGGAUGAGAAGGCAAAGCCUGCGGUCAAGGAGGAAAAUGCAAAGCCGGCGUUCCUUCAAGACAAACUAAAGCCAGUGGGCAAGGAAGAAAAUGCCAAACCGGCCGCCAUUCAAGACAAACUAAAGCCAGUGGGCAAGGAGGAAAAUGCCAAACCGGCUGCCAUUCCAGACAAAUUUAAGCCAGUGGGCAAGGAGGAAAAUGCCAAACCAGCUGCCAUUCAAGACAAAUUUAAGCCAGUGGGCAAGGAGGAAAAUGCCAAACCGGCCACCAUUCAAGACAAACUAAAGCCAGUGGGCAAGGAGGAAAAUGCCAAACCGGCGGCCAUUCAAGACAAAUUUAAGCCAGUGGGCAAGGAGGAAAACGCCAAGCCCGCGCCCGGUCAAGAUAAAUUUAAGCCGCUGGUCAAAGAGGAAACUGCCAAACCAGCGGCAGCGCAAGACAAACUAAAGCCCGUAGCCAACCAAGAGAAAGCAAAACCCUUCGUCAAAGACGAUAAGCCAAAACCUAUAGUCAAGGAGGAAAAUGCCAAACCGGCAGUCAACCAGGAAAAAGCAAAAACUUUGGAGAAGGAUGAAAAGGCAAAACCAGCUGCGAAGGAAGAAAUCUCAAAGCCCCCGGUGAAAAAAGAGAGCGCACCUGUUGUAGAGGAGAACGCCAAACCCGUCGAGGAAAAUGCCACGCCGGCGGUCAAGGAGGAGAAAGUGGAGCAGAACUGCCUGUCGGUGGUGGAUGGAGAAGUGGAGAACAAGGCUGAAGAAGGCUCAGGGGCUCCUCCGGUCUUCUCUGAAGUUUUGCAGGACUUGAAGUUGGUGGAUGGAGAGAAGCUGCUUCUACAGUGCCAGGUCACCUCAGAGCCACCGCCGGCCGUGACGUGGACCCUCGAUGGAAAAGUCAUAAAGUCCUCCAAGUUCAUCGUUCUCGCCCAGGAGGGCCCCCUCUUCUCUCUCACCAUAGAGAAGACGUUCCCGGAGGACGGCGGUCAGUAUAAAUGUAUAGCGGAGAACUCGGCGGGGAAGGCGGAGUGCUCCUGUAAUGUUUCUGUAGAAGAUACUUCCGGAAAAACAGAAAUAAAGAAAACCAAAAAGCCUCGAAGUAAUGCGGCCCCAGCCGGCACAUCGGAGAAUGGGGCCACCAUCAAGAGGAAGGCAGCUCCGAAGACCCCCCCUAAAGCAGCGUCUGUACCCCAAAUCCUCCAAUUUCCCGAAGACCAGAAAGUCCGCGCCGGGGAGAAUGUGGUGCUUCUGUCCAAAGUGGCCGGGAUGCCGCCGAUCACCUGCACCUGGAUGAAGUUCAAGAGAGAGAUCAAAGACAGUGAGUUCAUCAAGGUGGAGAGCUCGGAGGACUCCAGCAAACUGACCAUCUCAUGUGCCCGCCAGGAGCACUGCGGCUGCUACACGCUGGUGGUGGAGAACAAGCAGGGCUCCAAGCAAGCCCAGGUCAACCUGACCGUAUUCGAUAAGCCGGACCCCCCGGCCGGGCAGCCCUGCACCUCGGAGAUGAAGGGCUCGGCCCUGACCCUGUCCUGGUACGGCCCCACCUAUGACGGAGGCAGCGUGGUCCAGUCCUACUCGGUGGAGAUCUGGGACUCCGUGGACAAGACGUGGUCGGACCUGACGCAGUGCAGGAGCACCUCCUUCAACGUGGAGAACCUUCUGCACGACCGCGAGUACAAGUUCCGGAUCCGGGCCACCAACGUGUACGGAACCAGCGAGCCCAGCCAGGAAUCCGACCCCGUGGCCUACAAGGAGAAAGUAGAAGGAGAACAUAAAGAUGAAGUUGAAGUGUCCGAUGAUGAGGAAAUGUCGGAGUCGGAUUACCGGAAUGUCUCUCUGAACACCACGCAGAAGGUGGCGGAGUUCUACGAUGUGGAGGAGCGGCUGGGGACGGGGAAAUUCGGACAAGUCUUCCGAUUGGUGGAUAAGAAGACGAAGAAGGUUUGGGCGGGGAAGUUCUUCAAGGCGUACUCCGCCAAGGACAAAGAGGGGAUCCGGCAGGAGAUCGACAUCAUGAACGACCUGCACCACCCCAAGCUGGUCCAGUGCAUCGACGCCUUCGAGUCCAAAGCCGACAUGGUGAUGGUCCUGGAACUGGUGUCCGGCGGCGAGCUGUUUGAGCGAAUCAUCGAUGAGGAUUUCGAGCUGACGGAAAGAGAAGUCAUUAAAUACAUGAAGCAGAUUUCGGAGGGGGUGGAGUUCAUCCACAAGAAGGGGAUCGUCCACCUGGACCUGAAACCCGAGAACAUCAUGUGCGUCAACAAGACCGGAACCAAAAUCAAACUCAUAGACUUCGGCCUGGCCAGGAGACUAGAGAGCACCCCAAACCUCAAAGUCUUGUUUGGGACCCCGGAAUUUGUGGCCCCAGAAGUCAUCAACUAUGAGCUCAUCGGCUACGCCACGGACAUGUGGAGCAUCGGGGUCAUCUGCUACAUCCUGGUGAGCGGUCUCUCGCCCUUUAUGGGUGAUAACGAUAACGAGACGUUGGCGAAUGUCACCUCCGCUACCUGGGACUUUGACGACGAAGCCUUCGAUGAGAUCUCCGAGGACGCCAAAGACCUGAUCAGCAGUCUGCUCAAAAAAGACAUGAAGAGUCGCCUGAAUUGCACGCAAUGCCUGCAGCACCCCUGGCUACAGCAAGACACCAACACCAUGGAGGCCAAAAAACUCUCCAAGGAGAGGAUGAAGAAGUACAUGGCCCGGCGGAAGUGGCAGAAAACCGGCAAUGCUGUGCGAGCCAUCGGGCGUCUCUCUUCCAUGGCGAUGAUCUCCGGGAUGGGCGCCAGGAAGUCUUCUGGAAGUUCCCCAACCAGCCCAUUGUCUGUAGAACCGGAGAUCGGAGAAGAUGACGGCCAGGCCUUCCUGGAGUCCGUGUCGGAGGAGAAGCCUCCAAUGAAGCCGGUUUUCACCAAGACCAUGUUGGAUAUCGAAGUGGUGGAGGGCAGCGCGGCCAGAUUCGACUGCAGGAUCGAAGGUCAUCCCGACCCCGAGGUGAUCUGGUACAAGGACGAACAGCCAAUCAAAGAGUCUCGCCACUUCCAGAUCGAGUAUGAUGAAGACGGCAACUGCUCCCUCACCAUCUCAGAGGUGUGCGGCGACGAUGAUGCCAAGUACACGUGCAAAGCCAGCAACAGCCAGGGGGAGGCGUCCUGUACCGGUGAGCUCAUUGUGGAGGUGAUGGCGGAGGAGGAGGAGGAGGAGGAAGAAGAAGAGGAAGAGGAGGAGGAAGAGGAAGAGGAGGAGUGAAGGAUACUCCAUGUUGGACUUAUCUCUAUUGAGGGGACUUUCCCGUCCAGAUCCCAGAGGGACUCUUCUUCUUCUUCGAGAACCUGGAAGCCAUAUUUACAUGCACAGUUUGAAGAGCACGUCCGCGGCCAAUCAGAUGAGAGUUGUUCCUUUUCUCCGAGGGCAUUAUCGCUGCUCAGCCGUAACAGACAAAAUGAUGACUCUUGUGGGGGUGGGGUUGGGUGG
Messenger RNA from Rana temporaria (common frog), 8103 nucleotides. It is a transcript of the gene MYLK, whose product is annotated as myosin light chain kinase. Lineage: Eukaryota; Metazoa; Chordata; Amphibia; Anura; Ranidae. Gene Ontology annotation, biological process: protein phosphorylation. Gene Ontology annotation, molecular function: protein binding; protein kinase activity; ATP binding. The record is from RefSeq and is a predicted model, not a curated record. The coding region runs from base 16 to 7878 and encodes 2620 amino acids. The transcript has 31 exons.